Molecule: messenger RNA, 522 nt
Organism: Klebsormidium nitens
Lineage: Eukaryota; Viridiplantae; Streptophyta; Klebsormidiophyceae; Klebsormidiales; Klebsormidiaceae
Source: the annotation of a GenBank genome assembly
AUGAUGCCGCCGGAGCGCAGCUACUCCCAAGUUCCCAAAGGAUUGAUGGAGCUGCUAGGGGCGCGCGCCGCCGAGAUGGGCGUGGAGAGGGACGAGGCGCGCGCCGCCGAGCUGUACACAAAGGCCACCGAGCAGGGCGACGCAAGGGGGCAGUGCUCUCCGGGUGUGUGCUACGAGGCGUGUACCACGGGAACGGCACGGGCAUUGAGAGCCGAGGCGCGCGCCGCCGAGCUGUAUGCCCAAGCCGCCGAGCAGGGGCUCGAAGUGGCGCAGUGCAACAUGGGUUGGUGCUACGCUAAUGGCACGGGCGUGGAGAAGGAUGCAACGCUUGCCGCCGAGCUGUACGAGAAAACCGCAGAUCAGGGGGUGUCGCCAGCGCAGUGCAACCUGAGGGAGCUGUAUGCCGAAGGGUUGGGAGUACGACAGGAAUGGGCUGCGGCUUUCCGGCUCUUCGAGUCUGCGGCCAAGGAUGUGGAGGCGUUGUCGUCGCGAGUCUUUCUUGCAUGGCUGCUCUGGUACUGA